AUGUCGAAUAUUGAUACGAUUACUUCCCUGAUCGAGCAGGGUCAGGUCGACCCAGUGAAACCCCUCCUUGCUACCUCUCCAACGACACAUGACGAUAAUGCUAUUAUAAUGCUUCUUCACGCGUCCAUUGAAUCCAUGAACCUCGACAUCAUGCGUUAUCUGCUCGAUACAUACAAACCAAAUAGCAAAUCUCCUCUCUUCCGCGAUAAAGUGUCGCUGGAAUCAGUGGGUCAUGGGAAAACCGAAGCAUUCAAGAUUCUGACUGUAUACCACCCAUCCAUCCUAACAUGGCACUUGAGCCAUUUUGGCGAUGCCCUUGGCCAUGCAGUUCUGACUGAUAACUUCCCAUUGGCACAUUUCAUCCUGGACGAGGCUGGCUGUGAUCCAAAUAAGAGCCAGUUGUGCUAUCGGCCAACAAUUGAACAUACAGCAUAUUGGGGGGAGUACGAAAUGAUGCAGUUGCUGCUGAAGCAUGGUGCCCGGAUCAAUGGCACCAAGACACUGUAUGAGGCUAUGCAGAGUGGCAGUGUGGACAUGCUUGUCACAACCUAG
This is a messenger RNA of Aspergillus glaucus CBS 516.65, 552 nucleotides long. RefSeq lists its product as uncharacterized. The transcript has a single exon. NCBI's taxonomy places the organism in Eukaryota, Fungi, Ascomycota, Eurotiomycetes, Eurotiales, Aspergillaceae. The coding region runs from base 1 to 552 and encodes 183 amino acids. The record is from RefSeq and is a predicted model, not a curated record.